This is a messenger RNA of Zymoseptoria tritici IPO323, 378 nucleotides long. RefSeq lists its product as uncharacterized. The coding region runs from base 1 to 378 and encodes 125 amino acids. The transcript is spliced from 3 exons. The record is from RefSeq and is a predicted model, not a curated record. NCBI's taxonomy places the organism in Eukaryota, Fungi, Ascomycota, Dothideomycetes, Mycosphaerellales, Mycosphaerellaceae.
AUGCACCGAAACGAGAUGGGAGUCCUUUGGCUCGCGGCUUUGUUUCAAGCAUUUCGACGACAUCAGUCAUUUGGUCAACUUACGAUGGGUAGAGGCGAUGCAUUCAGCAGCACAUCGACUAUCGAGGAUCAUCAACACAGCACACCUGGUAGUGGCGACACGGAAGAAGCAUCGUCGCAUCGACUAUCGCACGAGACCCCACACACGACACUACAACCAGUAAGUGAUCCGCCAUGGCUGCAGCAAGAGUCAGACGAGAAGUUGCGAGGACGCAACAGCGAAAGAAAGCCCAAGUCGGCGUCCACAUUACGAAGAGAAGCACAAUUCGACCUCCUCACGCCUGCAGCGUCCUCAUUCAACCGCGCUACCGAUAGUUAA